This is a messenger RNA of Aphanomyces astaci, 2591 nucleotides long. RefSeq lists its product as hypothetical. The record is from RefSeq and is a predicted model, not a curated record. Gene Ontology annotation, cellular component: membrane. Bases 35 to 2527 code for a protein of 830 amino acids. NCBI's taxonomy places the organism in Eukaryota, Oomycota, Saprolegniomycetes, Saprolegniales, Verrucalvaceae. The transcript is spliced from 5 exons.
GCUCACUUUUGAUUUCGACGUACCCUAAGUACCGAUGCAACUCCUGCUGCGAGCCGCCGCGACUGCCGCCGCCACCGUGGCUUUCCUCGGUUGCACGGACGCCAGUACCUCACUCGGGUCCAACUACUUGCCCCCUCAAUCCCUUCGUCGGCUGGGUGCGACGGACGUGAACAACGCGACGCUGGAUUCAGCCAAAAAGUUCAGUCAAGACGCGCUCAAAUUUCUCACCAACCUCCGGGGCGGGGACGAAGUGUUUUACCAGCACCUCAUCACGACAAUGCAGAUCAUCAUGUGCGACCAGAGCGUCAACUCGGAUGGCCAUGCCGAAGCCGCCGAAGCCAACGCCGUGUGGACGGGCACGGACGACCUCAUCUUGCCGUACCAUCGAUUUGUGUCCAAGGACAGCAAGUUAGCGCUGAAGAACAAAACCGGGUCGUGCAUCCACGUGGCACGCCCUGCGGGCGUCGUCGCCACUAACUACGGGAGGGGCCUUUGUGAAGUCAAGCCCAACUGCUACUGGGCACCCAUUGAUGAGACAGCGCUCACCGAUCGCGGCCCCAAGUACUCGACGCUCCAGGGCCCGCAGCCCCCGGAUGGCGCGUACCGUGUAACGGAUGCCAAAGCGUUCCUCCAAACAUAUGCUAAGGGGUUCGGGGCAGUGGUCGUGCCGUCGAUUAUCCUGCUUGUGCUGAGCGUGCUGAGCAUUUUGCUGUUCAUUUUGUGUCGGUGCUGCUGCAACAAGUGCGGCGGGCGCAAUGGCAAGCCGGGGGGGUACAACUGCAUGGAAAAGUUCUUGCCCGUCUUGUUCUACUUGUUGUUUGCGAUCGCGAUCCUCGUGCUCGCGGCGCUCUCGUAUGUGUACUAUGGCAUCGUGACGACUUCCGUGUCCAAGAUCUUUGACAUUGUGCUGGCUCUGAUUGAUACGAUCACGCUGUGGAUGGCGUCGCUGCUCGCCCCCCUCAAAGACAUUGGCGACAAUGUCAUCUCGUCGUCGGCCAAUAUUUCAACGCAAUUGGACAACUCGGGGUUCAUCGAAGUCGGCCUGGAUGGCAUCACGAGCCAACUGAACGCGUUUGCCGCGCAAACGAAUGGGGUUACGUUGCCCACGGCCUGUCGCGUGGGGGUGGACCUCUUCUGCACGGCGUGCCAGGCUUGCACCGACAUCAACACCCAAAUCACGUCUGUGAACUCGCAAAUCAACAGCGCUGCCGGCGCCGGGGUCGCCAGUCUGAAGGAAACACGCACUUCGAUCAAGUCGCUGCUUAUUGGCGCAAGUGACACAAUCCAGGGCGUGGUCAAGAUGGCGUUCGACACACAGGACACGCUCAACACCAACAUCAAAGCCAACACGCAGCCUGUGGUGGACCUCCAGACGCAGUGGAAUAGCAACACGGCUGUGACCAAGUACGGGAUCAUCGCGCUGUUUGCGCUGGCGAUCGUCGUGAUUGUGCUGGGGCUUCUGGGCAUUCUCUUUGGGCUGACGCCGCUUCGCUGCCUCGUGGUGGUCAUGCACCUGGCAUACAUUGUGGCAUUUGUAGCCAUCAUCAUUACCUUCAUUUUGUCGGCCGUGUUCCUCGCCAUCAGCGUCCUCCUGGGGGAUAUUUGCCAGGUGCAAACAGUGAUUUCGGCCAACUGGACCAUCGCCCUCGGCGACGACGCUAAGAUCGUCGACGCGUGCUUCAAGAACCAGUCGCUCGUGGACGUGCUCCACCUGUCGGACCAGUUUGCCUUUGCAGACAAAAUCACAUUCCCAAAAAUCGACCUCUCCAAGAUGCUCGACUUUUCAAGCUUUUCGUCGUUUUCGUCAACCAUUGGCUCGACCAACACGUCGACGUUCUCCCUCGACCCGACUCUGAUCCAAACGUUUGUGGAUGCCCUCAACACCCAAACUACCGUCAACGCCGGCGGGUGUGUCGUCACGGACGGCAGGUACUCCGCUGCGAACCUCUUGACCCCGUGGACCGCCAACUCGGACCCGGCCCCCGCUCCUUCCCAGCCACCUGACGGGUACAUGCAGAACCGCUACAACGUCAAAAACGCCCAAUGCGACUCGCUGCCGAUGCGGUGCAUGGCGUCGGCACCCACGUGCCACUACUCGGACUUUGUCACAGAGAUCUGGCGCAACGCCAGCACCCUCAAAACCAUCGAGCGCGACGCGGUAGUGUUUGUGACUGGCAUGACCACGUCCAUGAACUCGUUGGUUGGGUACAUUGACACGUUCAAAACCAACGUGACGACCCUUACCACGACGCUGUCGGGCAUCGGGGACGACCUCGGCUCGUCGCUCAUCGCGGACGUAAACCUGAUCAAGGCCCGCAUGCGAUGCGCAUUCGUAGCCGACACCUACACCCAGCUCUCGGACGAGUUCUGUGUGAACAUGGUGCCGUCGUUCCUCAUGAUCUCGCUCUUCCUAUUUCUCAUGGGCAUCUUCCUCAUCCCGGUCAUCAUCACGCUUAUCAUCAUGGUCAAGCGCCUGCGCCACAAGCACACGAGCGGGGCCGCUGAGGCAGACACAAAAUACAAGUAGAACAUCCCCACUGGGAUUUGGAUAGGUUUGUUCAUUAACUAGUUCAUUUUGGUUUCAUUCUUCA